UUUACGUAUUCAGUUAUAAUUCAUAAUUUCACCAUGUCGACACGGAAAUGCCAAAAAUUAUGGGGUGGUCGUUUUAAACAAGAAAUCGAUCCUGAUUUUCAUGACCUAAAUGCAUCCAUUGAAUUCGAUAAACGUUUAUAUGAGGAAGAUAUUGAGGGAAGUAUCGCUUAUGCAAAUGUACUAUGCAAAUCUGGAUUGUUAACAGAAGAAGAAGUACAACUUAUCGAGAAUGGUUUUGAAAAGAUCUUGAACGAAUGGAGGACCAAUCAAUUCGUUAUCAUUCACCAAGAAGACGAAGAUAUUCACAGUGCAAAUGAACGCAGAUUAACGGAAUUAAUCGGUGACGUAGCCAAAAAAUUGCACACUGGCAGAAGUCGAAAUGAUCAAGCAAUAACAGAUACUCGAUUGUAUCUUCGAAAAUCGAUAGAUAAACUUUAUUUAAGAAUUAUUAACUUUAUUGAGACAAUGAUUAAUCGUGCUGAAAAAGAUAACGAUAUAAUUAUGCCUGGUUAUACGCAUAUGCAACGUGCACAACCAAUUAAAUGGUCACACUGGCUUCUUAGUUACGCUUGGUACGCAAAAGCUGAUCUAGAAAGAUUACAAGAAAUUCGUAAACGUGUAAAUAUAUUACCGUUAGGAAGCGGAGCCAUUGCUGGAAAUCCAUUUAAAAUAGAUCGACAAUUAUUAGCAACUAAUCUUGGUUUUGAUGACGUUACUUUUAAUAGCAUGUAUGCAGUUUCCGAUAGAGAUUUCGUUGCUGAAUUUCUUUUCUGGUCAUCUUUAACGAUGAUACAUUUAAGUCGGUUAGCUGAAGAUUUAAUCAUUUAUAAUACCAACGAAUUUGGUUUUGUACAAUUUUCCGACGAAUUUUCAACUGGUAGUAGUUUAAUGCCGCAAAAACGUAAUCCUGAUUUGAUGGAACUAAUACGUGGAAAAAGUGGCACUUUACUUGGAAAGUGCACAGGUUUUAUGACGACUCUCAAAGGUAUUCCAUCUACAUAUAACAAAGAUCUUCAAGAAGACAAAGAGGCAUUAUUUUCUACGAUCGAUACGUUAAAUAAUAUAUUUCUUAUCGUUGAAAAAGCAUUAAGUUCUUUAACGAUAAAUAAAAAAAAGUGUAACGAUGCUUUAACGACCGAUAUGUUGGCUACCGAUUUGGCAUAUUAUCUUGUGCGGAAAGGGUUACCAUUCAGAGAAGCACAUCAUUUGGCUGGCAAAGUUGUAAAUUUUGCUGAAUCCGAAGGAAUACCAUUAUGCGAUGUGCCAUUAGAAAAAUUACAGAAAAUAAGUCACAUUUUUGAGAAAGACGUUCAAUGUAUAUGGGAUUUCAAAAGAAGCGUUGAACAAUACGACGUUAUUGGUGGUACAAGUUCAUUAGCUUUACGUCAACAAAUUGAUUCUAUUCGACUUUGGUUAAAAAAAUCAUUUGUACAGUCGGUUGAGUUACAUGAAGAUGUAGAUUAAUUGUUUUUUGAAACGAAUUAUAUGAUAUUAACAAUUCGUUUAUUUUGUUUCAUUUC
Polistes dominula (European paper wasp) is the source of this 1520-nucleotide messenger RNA. RefSeq names its product Argininosuccinate lyase (gene Argl). The record is from RefSeq and is a predicted model, not a curated record. Lineage: Eukaryota; Metazoa; Arthropoda; Insecta; Hymenoptera; Vespidae. Gene Ontology annotation, molecular function: argininosuccinate lyase activity. Gene Ontology annotation, cellular component: cytosol.